GUUGGAUAUUGCUGUUGCAUUUCCAUCUGAUACAUUUCCUAUGUAUUGUUUUAUUCCAGGAUGGCUCUUGAGAACAGUCGACCGAUGAAGACCUCGUAUCCGGACCUGGUGCUGGAUGCAGGCACUGCAGACUUUGGGGAAACGCACAGGAAAAAAAUGAAAGACCAUUCUUUGAAAAAGCAGCAGUGCAGAAACAUAGUUAUAGCAGCAUGUGCUCUUUUAAAUUCGGGUGGUGGAAUCAUUCAUGUGAAAGUGGGGAAUAAGGGUUACAACAAGAUUACUGAUGCAAUUGGAUUAGAUAUUGAACAAGGAAUUUCCAAUUUGGUAAAAAAACCGUCAUUCCUAGAAUUCAUGCAGCAAGGGAGCACCAUGUGGAUUUUUGUGCAGUCUUGGACCAAUAGCAUUGAUGAAGGAUGGAAUUUGCCACGAUUGUGUUCUAUAGCAAGCAAUGUUUACUGUAGGACAGGCACUCAACGCAUUGAAUUAAAUCCCCUUGAAGUGGAGGAUUUAUUCAGAGAUAAACUCACUCGAUCCCAAAGUAGUGAUGAAGAAGAUUCAGAUUCUAGUAAUAGUCUAGCAGCAAAAAAGUCUUAUUUAAUCCCUAAAUGUGGGAAUUCUGAUAUGUUAAAUCAAAAGGAAUUUCAAUAUGGUGACGUUAUUAAUUUUGGUGAGUCUGAACACGUUGAAUUUAAAGCUUUUUCAGGGAAAAAUACAUCAGAGAGGAUAAAUGAAGCCAUUCCGGCAUUAAUGUCUUCCUUUGCAAAUGCAAAUGGUUGGUUUAUAUUUGUAGGUGUCACUGAUUCGAGGGAAGUUGUUGGAUGUAGUCUUGAAGAACCUGAUAGUUUUAUCUCUAACAUUAUGAAAAGAAAACUAAAGAUUGUGCAUAAAUGUUCCUCUCCAAGGGACAUUGAUUACAGACUUAAUGUUGCCAGUGUUAUGAAGGGAUCAGGAGUGGUUGGCUCUUUGAUAAUAUUAUAUGUGAAGCAGUCCUGCUGUGUAGUGUUUGCUGACAAUCCUGACAGCUGGACCGUGGACGAUGACCACGUUAAGAGAAUGGAAUAUACUAAAUGGGCUAAGAUGUUGUUGGCUAAAGAUCCUGAGAUGGAAAAACUCUGUAUGAAUUUUGAGAAUGAAUUAAGUGUGGCUGCAUCACCACCGAGGUGUAAGCCUGUGUUUUCAGUUGGAGGGGAUGACUCUUUGGACAAGAUGGUACAAAGGUUCUACAAAGAUGACUAUAAAUCCUUUUGUGGAAUCAAAACAUUUCCAGAAACAGUCUGUAAGGAACUAUUUCGUGGUCAUCCAGGUUUGGAAAGCCUGCUCCCUGGAAUGAAACCUGGAGGAAGAAAGGGGAUUCUGAUAUUCUCCAGAAGCUGGGCUGUUGAUAUAAACUUACGAAAGCACAAUGAUGUAAUAUGUGAUGCCCUGCUCCUGGCCACGGGUGGAGCUCCACUGCUCUAUACUGUUGUCACAAAAGAAGAUGAUGCAAUAACUGAGCAUUCACGAAACACAGCCAUGUCCAUCAAACAAAAGCUGGUGAAUGUGGGUGGAUAUGCAGGAAAACUCUGUGUCAUUCCUAAAAUCCUUCACUAUGUAGACCCUGAAAUGGCUAAACGUGGUAAUGCAAGCAGUCAGCAGCAGACUGAACAUGUGUUACAAUUUCGGUACCCACCAAGUUAUGAAGACUUAACAAAAGAUGACAUCACAAAAUUGCUGAAAGCAGUCACCAUUGUCCUACUACAUUUCACGUCUGUCCUAAGUGAUAAGAUUGGCAGUGAAUUUCUCAAUCUACUAUCAUUCCAGCAAUUUCAGAUCCUUCAUUCAAAACACGACAUUGAGAAAUGUAAAAAACUGUUUAUACAUGGUCUUCCUGGAACUGGCAAAACAGUCAUGGCUGAACAUCUCGUCAGAAGAAUUAUGAACACCUUCCACUGUACAAGAGAUGAAGUUCUUUACAUUUGUGAAAAUAGGCCGUUGCAGAUAUUUAUGAGCCAAAGAUUGAAAUCUAUGUGUGUUACAAGGAAAAUGUUUAUGAAAGGUGAGUUUCCAAAUGUGAAACAUAUCGUCGUUGAUGAGGCGCAAAACUUCCGCAAUGAAGAUGGUGGCUGGUAUAAUAAGGCUCAGGCUCUCAGAACAAACAAAGAAACGCAUCCUAAUGGACCAGGAGUCUUCUGGAUUUUCAUGGAUCAGUUCCAAACUUCCCACGUUUUUAAGACUGGAUUACCAGGAAUUGAUUUCCAGGAUCCGAAAGAGGAGUUGACUAUAGUGGUUCGGAAUGCAAAGAAAAUACACAAUGUUGUCCUUGAACAUAUCAAUAAGAGUUUAAAAUCUAGGAUAGAAGGAUCUAGAUUUCUCGAAAAGCUAGCUCAAAGUACCAAAUGCAAUCACUCAUUUGCAGGGGAGGCUGAAAUAAAUAAUGAAAUGACACAAAUGGAGAUUGUCAACAAGAUAGCAGAGCAAAUACAAUCGUACUUUAAGGAAGGCUAUGCACGUGAAGAUAUAGCCAUCCUGUGCAGGACUAGCAAAGAAUGUGAAUGGUACCACGAUUCACUAGAGGCAAAGCUUAAAACACAAAUUUUAAAAGCAGACAAAAUACUGGAAAAUGCUAUUGUCCUAGAUAGUUUGCGCCGAUUUUCAGGCCUAGAGAGGACAAUUGUAUUUGCCAUCAACCCUGUACCUCAUCCAGCACAGAGCGUACUAACUUCUAACAUUGUGGUCUGUGUGGCAUCGCGAGCAAGGACAAAACUUCAUAUAUUUUAUGAAGUUCCCUUUUUGACUGUGCAAAAUAAUUAAAUCUGAAGUUACUUCAGACUAUGUGCAUUUAAAGGGGUGGGAUAAUUAUUGAUGAUACAACAAGACAAUUCUUAACAUUUAACAUGGGGGUGGCAGUACAGGGUGGGUGUUGCUUCAAAGAGUGUAGUUUCUAACAGAAUGCAAAAGUUUUGACUUUUUUAAGAGAUAAGCGCUGUUUUUGGUAUUUUAAUUAAGGCAGGAAUAAAUUAAUAAACGGCUGCACUUGUACGGAAUAUAGAUUAGGACAGUGCUAAGUCCCUGAAUGAGAAGGCAGUGCUGUACUCUGACAUUUAUAGUUUAAACCUGAAAGCAAAUGUUUCUGAGUGUUAAUAGACAAUUUAUUUACGUUGUGGGGGAUGGCUGAAACCUACAGUUUCAGCAGCAUGUGGUUAUUCAGGACACCACAAGUCCUGGGGACAAUGUCUGCAUAAAGUGCCUUCAGCUGCAUGAACUUGACAUUAGGAUUCUGAAGCUUGAGAAAUAGCUGAAGUUGCUGCAGGGUCAGGGAUGCCGGGAGUUUUCUCUGUUGUAUACUCCAGUAACUGGCUAUCUCGUAGCCUCUGCAUUUGAAAGACAGGAAACUUGGGAAUAUUGAGGGUGUGUAUUUAUAUUAAUCCAGUGGUGAAUGACGAUUACUUGAAAGAGGUAGGCUGGAACAUUCAGUAGAACCGUUGAUAGAGGACUUCCCGCAGAGAUACAGAGAAGGGUAGAAAUGUAAUGGCCCUGGAGGAUAGCGUCGUCAGGGGUUCAGAGCAGUUUUCUCUAACUAUCUGUGUAUUUCAUGCUUGACGGGAUGCCUCCCUGGUGACAGGACACACUGAAUGGUAGGGCUCUGGGUAGUGUUGUGGAGCAGAGGGAUUUAGGAAUGGAGGUGCAUAGCUCCCUGAAGGUGGAAUUGCAGGUAGAUCGGUUGGCUUUUGGCACAUUGGCCUUCAUCAGUAAAAUAGAUUAUUACUAUCUAUCCCUCUCAUAAUUUGUAUAUCUAUGUCACAUCAUUCCCAUUAACCUUCCCCAGUCCAGGGAAGCAACCCCAUCCUAUCCUUUAUAAUUGAACUGUAAUUCAGAUAAAAUCCAGGUAAAUCUCUUCCGCACUUUCUCCAGCACACUCAAUUUGAACUACAGUGUGUUGACCAGAACUGAUUUCAAUACUUCAGAUGUGGUCUAACCAAUGCUUUAUGAAGAUGUUACAUGAUGUCAAUGUUCUUUUAUUUUCUGCCAUGGUUGAUGAAGGCAAGGGCCACACCAUAGUCACCACCCUAAAUAUCUGUGUUGCCACUUUUUGGGAGCUAUGAACAUGUACCUCAAAGUUUAUUUACCAACAUUUCUUAGUGUGCAACCAUUGACUGUAUAAGUCCUGACCUUGUUUAGUUUCCCAAAUGCAAAACCUUGCACUUAUUGGAAUUAAAUUAAAAUUUCCAACACUCCGCCCAGCUAAUCAAUAUCAAGCUGUAGCCUUAGACAAUCCACCUCCAAUGUUAGUCAAAUUAGAUUUUGCGUUACUGUUAGUUAUUUUUAGAAUAAAGGACAAAGUAGGAGAGAACUUUCAGAUACCUGGUCAGAAGGCAGCUAUCUUGACAAACAUGUAACACCAAAAUAAAAAUGGGGGAGCAAGGACAUGCCCAGUUACUACAGGUCGUUCGGUUAAUCCUGAUGGCAACAAAGUUCUUAGAAACUAGUCAAAGUUAAAAUUAAACACCCAGCAAAUUUGUUAAUGAAGAGACAUCACUGAUUGUUAAAGGCAAAUAUUUCUUGUCUAAUCUGAUUACAUUUCUUUGGAACAUAAAACAGUUGAGCUCAUGAACAAUGUUUGCGGAAAAUAAUGGCAGUAGGUAAUAGGGAAAGUUGAUGAAGGAGAAUAGCCGAUGCCAUUUACAUGGAUUUUCAGGAGAAACGAGAAAGUACAUCCAAAGGCCAGACUGUGGUUUGGAAUUAAAAGACCAGUAACUGCAAACACAGGAGAUUAGCUGAAGGCAGGAGGUUGUUUAUCAGACUGGAGGAUGAUAGGUGUUCCCAGGAGUUCCUGCCAUA
Amblyraja radiata (thorny skate) is the source of this 4818-nucleotide messenger RNA. RefSeq names its product schlafen family member 13-like. The transcript is spliced from 4 exons. The coding region runs from base 61 to 2790 and encodes 909 amino acids. NCBI's taxonomy places the organism in Eukaryota, Metazoa, Chordata, Chondrichthyes, Rajiformes, Rajidae. The record is from RefSeq and is a predicted model, not a curated record.